UUCCGUAAGGCAAUCGAUAACAGGCGCGUCUUUUGAUCUUGUUUACAUUUCUACUUUCGUAAAGCCUAAACAAGGCCUUACCUAGGCCAAGCAAAAACACUGUAUUCUAUUGGACCAAGCUUUGUUAUGUAUCCUGCAUGAAGUAACUUCAGUUGAUCUGAGCUUCUGGACAAGGUGCGGAUGAAGGAAAAGCUGCCAUGGGAGACAUUGUUCAGCAGGCCCAAAUGGCUGGCCUCUUUGAUGGAUCCCUGUCAUCUUGCCAGGGCGAGCUGCAGGAGCUGAUGCGUCAGAUUGACAUCAUGGUCAACAAUAAGAGACUGGAGUGGGAGGCUAGCAUCAAAGCCUCAGAGGCUCAGGUCAGGCAGAGAGAUGAGGAAAUCAUCACCAUCAAAAUGGCUCUGGAUGCGAAAACAUCAGAGACCAAUCGUUUGACACAUGAAUCCGUUGGAAUGGAAAGGACUCAGAAGGAAUUGGUCACCCAAUACGAGCAGCAGGUCGACCAACUGAGGAGAGAACUGGUAGCACUGCAGAAGAGUUAUGAGAAGUUACAGCGUCACCAUGGCAAACAGAAUGACAGUGUGGAAAAGGUCAAAGAGGAGUCAGAGGUCAAGCUAAGAAAAGCCAGGGUUGACCUUAGGAUGGCUGACACCAAGAUUGAGGAUUUUGAAAGUCAGGCACAUGAAUGGGAUGUCCAGAGACGAGCAUACAAGAAGCAAGUGGAAGGCUUGGAAGCUCAGAGACAGAAACUGGCAGAGAAGUGCCAGGUUUGUCAGCAAGAUACAGCAGCCUACAAACAUCAGCUAGCUAAGCGUCAACAAGCCCUAGACCAGAACGACCUGGACUUUAGAGCUCGCAUCGUUCACAUCGAAGCUCAACUACAGAGGGCGCAAGACACCCUGGAUGGUAAGAACACUGCUAUCCAGCGGCUUGAGGAGCUAUUGGAAGAGGCUGGAAAGAGGAAGAGGAUGGUGGUGGACGAGAACCAGCAGCUAUUGGAGGAUGUUGGCAGGAAAGAACACCAAAGACAGAUGAUGGAAUCUGAAGUUAGCUCACUUCAACAGCAACUAGAAUCCAAGGAGGAGGCCCUUCGCUUGGUCCAGAAAGAAACCAAGGAACAGAUGGUUAUGUUUGAGAGCAAGGUCCAUUCUAGGGAAGCUAUGCUAAGGAGCCAUGAGGAUGAGGGAAGAAUGAGGACCAUGCAGGCUAGCGAAGAGACAUCCAGACUCAGGGCCCAGCUCCAGGACUCUCAGAGGAAGAUCCAGGACCUGGUGGAGUCUGAGGCUAGACUUAAGAUGGAGAUCAACAGACUAGAGAACAGGCUUGAUAACGUGCAGGGUGAUAAUGCAUCUCUUAAUAUAGAACUGACAGAGAGGAUUGAAGAGUUAAGAAGGCUGGAUAAUGAGACUAGGCAACAGCACCAAGUCAAUCUCAAACAAAAGAACCGGCUUGAGGACGGUCUAGAGCGCCAUCUGGAGGCAGAACUGAAAGGAAUGCGGCACGAGAUUGAGUCUCUGACUGGCGCCCUCACACAAAGAAAUGCAAUGGUGGAUACGCUGAGGUCAACGCUCGCUGCUUCUGAGCAAAAUUUGAGAGAUGAAAUGGAGAGGAAAGAGGGGGCAUGUAGUGAGCUACAGAUUGCAAAUGCUGAACUGGAAGCCCUGCGGGUUGAGAACCGCUCCUUGCAUGAUUCCUACAAGCACGGUCAAAGAGUGAAUGGAUUAGAAAGAGAGAUGGCAGAGGGGCAAUCUAGAGAGGGAACAUUGGGACCAGGACUAACAUUGCAAAAUCCAUCAUUGAGAUACAGUCAAGAGGUUAACAUCAAUGUGCUUCAGUCUCAGCUUCAGGCGAUACAACAUCAGCUCAAGAUGGCCCAGUCCUCUAGGCAUCCUGGCACAACACUUACCGGUGUGGCAGCACAAGACCGACGGAGGUCCAGUCCAAGAUCUAGUCCUGCUAGGAUAAGACCUGGUCUGGAUCCAACCAGGACUAGACCCUCAAGUAGUCCUCAGCAUAGAACAGAUCCUGGACCUAGAUCUGGUUUUACCUACAAUGAUCCAUUCGAGGGUAGUCAAAAUCAGAACUAUGCAAGAAUGUACCAACACAACAACCUUGCCAGCCCUAAUAGGAAUAUUGCAGGGAGGACAGAUCACCUGAAAGAGACUCCAGAUUCAGAGGUGAUGCAUUCCCUUGAGACCGGUUCCUUGGAAUCUGAGUCUCCUCUUCCAUCCCCACCCACCUUCGACAGCCUCAUUGGGCGUGAAAACAUGAUGGAAGAUGGCAUCUCAUCCGUUGACGUCUCCAGUUUAUCUGACAUGGGUCUGAUGUCAAAAGAUAUGAGGAGUAAUAGACCACCAUCAAGGGAAUCAGUGGGAACACGAUUCCUUCAGGAAGAUCAAGAGCACCAGGCAGAACUUGAACGGAUUCUCAGUGCACAUGUACAGGAUCUAGAACAGAAAACCACAGAUGCUUUGGCAAAACAUUCUCAGAGACUAGCACAAAGCAACAGAGACACAUGAUGUAUGUGUGAUUCUGCAAUGGGUGGUGGACCAAACGGCAAUGGAUGGAUUCUCAAUGGACAUGCCCAGAUUCUAGAACUUGAGACACUGCUGCUUUUAGUUAAAUACUCCCAAGACUAGCCCGAAGCAACAGAGAUGGGUGACCUACGUUUCUUUUUCAUAUGGUAGACCCAAUACAUCCAGCAGUAAAUACAAAUAGGCAGGUUUGGGUAUUAAAUACUUCUGCUGCUUUAUCCAGCACUCUCAGAGACUAGUGGAAAGCGAAUGAGUAAUGGGACAGUUAUAUCAUCCACAAUGACACUUUUUCCAUAGGGUGGACCGAGUAGCAAGUUGAACAGAUUCUCAGGGCGCAUGUGUGGGAUCUGAACAAAAGACUUCAGAUGCUUUAGCGAAUUCCUAGACGAGUUCAGAGCAACAUGACCUAUGCUUCAUCUUCAGAUGGUAGAUCUACAUGUGUGAUAUCCGUCAGUAUGAACCUCCUCCUCCCCACUCCUUCCUUUUUGUUUUGUUACUGGUGCGUGGAUAAUUCCCUGUAUAGCAUAGCUAAUUCAUUCAACUCACUGUAUAGAAAAUAUUGCUUGUGUUUUACAGAUCUGUGUUGGUGCCUGGUCAUCAGCAGAAGUGUAUGUGCUUCAUAAUAUACUUGUUUAUCAUCAAUUGCUGUGUGCUUCCAUGUUGAAUGCAAAAUUGCAAAUAUAUAUGUACAUGUAUUUUCUGAUUUCUGAUUCCAAAAUGUAUUUAUUGUGACUGUACAGUGUUAAUAAAGAUAAUCUAUGAAAUUCUAAAAA
Messenger RNA from Strongylocentrotus purpuratus (purple sea urchin), 3304 nucleotides. RefSeq names its product centrosomal protein of 63 kDa (gene cep63). The coding region runs from base 198 to 2516 and encodes 772 amino acids. Gene Ontology annotation, biological process: centriole replication; de novo centriole assembly involved in multi-ciliated epithelial cell differentiation. Lineage: Eukaryota; Metazoa; Echinodermata; Echinoidea; Camarodonta; Strongylocentrotidae. The record is from RefSeq and is a predicted model, not a curated record. Gene Ontology annotation, cellular component: centriole. The transcript has 16 exons.